Messenger RNA from Peromyscus eremicus (cactus mouse), 2345 nucleotides. Its product is annotated as cytochrome P450 11B1, mitochondrial-like. The transcript has 9 exons. Gene Ontology annotation, molecular function: heme binding; corticosterone 18-monooxygenase activity; iron ion binding. The record is from RefSeq and is a predicted model, not a curated record. Gene Ontology annotation, biological process: cellular response to peptide hormone stimulus; cholesterol metabolic process; glucocorticoid biosynthetic process. Lineage: Eukaryota; Metazoa; Chordata; Mammalia; Rodentia; Cricetidae. Bases 1 to 1500 code for a protein of 499 amino acids. Gene Ontology annotation, cellular component: mitochondrial inner membrane; mitochondrion.
AUGGCACUCAGGGUAAAGGCAGAUGUGUGGCUGGCAAGACCCUGGCAGUGCCUGCACAGGAUGAGGGCACUGGGCACCACAGCAGCACCGGCCCCCAAGACACUGCAGCCCUUUGAAGCCAUCCCCCUGUACUCCAGAAACAAGUGGCUGAAGAUGAUACAGAUCCUGAGGGAGCAGGGCCAGGAGAACCUGCACCUGGAGAUUCAUCAGGCCUUCCAGGAGCUGGGCCCCAUUUUCAGGUACAACAUAGGAAGAACACAGGCUGUGUCUGUGAUGAUGCCUGAGGAUGCUGAGAAGAUAUUCCAAGCAGACAGCAUACAGCCCUACCGCAAUGUCUUGGAACUCUGGGUGGCCCACAGAGAACAGCGUGGCCUGAGACGUGGCGUGUUCUUGCUAAAUGGGCCUGAAUGGCACUUCAACCGACUGAGGCUGAACCCAAAUGUGCUGUCACCAAAGGCCGUUCAAAAGUUUGUCCCCAUGGUGGACAUGGUAGCAAGGGACUUCUUGGAGGCCCUGAAGAAGAAGAUGCUGUUGAAUGCCCAUGGAAGCUUCUCCAUGGACUUUUAUUCCAAUGUGUUCAACUAUACCAUAGAAGCCAGCCACUUUGUCCUUUUUGGGGAGCGGUUGGGCCUCAUUGGCCAAGGCCUGAACUCUAGCAGUCUGAAGUUCAUCCAUGCCUUGCAAUCCAUGCUCAAGACCACCACACAGCUCCUGUUCUUGCCCCAGAGCCUGACUCGCUGGACAAGCAGCCGGGUGUGGAAAGAGAAUUUUGAGUCCUGGGAUUUCAUCUGUGAGCAUGUCACAAAAUCCAUCAAGAAUGUGUAUCAAGAGCUGGCAAAGGGUCGCCCUCAGUCCUGGAGUAUCAUAUCAGAACUGAUAUCAGAGGGUGCCCUGCCAAUGGAUGGCAUCCAGGCCAAUACUCUGGAGCUCACUGCUGGAAGUGUGGACACGACAGCAGUCCCCUUGGUAAUGACCCUCUUUGAGCUGGCUCGGAACCCGGACAUUCAGCGGGCACUUCGGCAGGAGAGCCUGGCCGCGGAGGCCAGCAUCGCUGCAAACCCUCAGAGGGCUAUGUCCGACCUGCCUCUGUUGCAGGCUGCCAUUAAAGAGAGUUUGAGGCUCUAUCCUGUUGCCAUCUUUUUGGAGAGAGUUUUAAGCUCUGACUUGGUGCUUCAGAACUACCAUAUCCCUGCUGGGACGGUCCUCAAUAUGAAUCUCUACUCCAUGGGCCGAAACCCUUCAGUAUUUCCGAGGCCCGAGCGCUACAUGCCCCAGCGCUGGCUGGAGAAGAAAGGGAGUUUCCUGCACCUGUCCUUCGGCUUUGGGGUGCGCCAGUGCCUGGGGAGACGACUGGCUCAGGUGGAGAUCAUGCUCCUGCUGCACCAUAUCCUGAAAUCCUUCACGGUGGAGACACUAAGGCAAGAGGAUGUGCAGUUGGUCUACCGCUUUGUUUUGGUGCCCAACUCCAGCCCCCUCCUUACCUUCCGGCCUGUCAGCUAGUCACACACCCAUUUUUGGUAUCCCAGGAGGCCAGCAGCGUCCUCCUGUUCCAAGGACAUGCUACCCCUCAUUUCUCCCUUGGGGCCCUAUGCCUGUGGCCAGGCUAGCUUCUUGUCUAGGAUCUAACAGGUGUGAUUCAAGGCCAGGGAAUGGCUCUGGAGGCAUACUGUCCUUUCUCUGUCACCCAGCCUCCUACUGUGGUCAUUCAAGUAAGCCCAUAUGCUAGCUUUGUCUUCCCGUCUGGUCCCAAACAUGCCUGUUACUCUCUUCCUGACCCUUCUCCUAAAAUUCCUUUGUAUUGUUUGAGUGUUGUGCAAAAGGAACUCAGCAUCAGAAAAUGACAUCUCAUGUCAACAGUGAAAGCCUAUGAUGUCACUCGUGACACAUUCUCAGGUGCCAGGAGAGACAGAACUGGCCAUGAAACUAACGUGUAUGCCACACACCCCAGAUGUCAUGUGCUAUGGCUCUGACCUCAGAGGCACAGUGGAUGCUCAGUGAUCACCCUCCAGUCCAGACCAUGUGCAGAUCCUGGGGAUGCUGAGAAGAGCCAAGCGCCUCAAGUAUGGCAGACAAACCUUGGAGAAAUGUCCCGGUAACACAAGGGUUAGAAAUUGGUUAGCAAAUUUCAUAAUGGCUUCUGUACACAUCUGUUCUGGUCAACAGAUGAGCACAUAUCACAAGUCGUACUCACUGGGGGCAUUGGAGCAGCAGUGUGUAAUACCCUUCAGCCCCCAUGUUCCUAGUCUACACACACCACUGGUCAAAGCACAGUGCACCAUGCAGGGAGGGGAUGUGCCCUGGGCCUCAAGCAUGCCUAACCACACUCUCUUUGCCUCAUUUCUUCU